This is a messenger RNA of Clupea harengus (Atlantic herring), 5906 nucleotides long. RefSeq names its product formin homology 2 domain containing 1 (gene fhod1). NCBI's taxonomy places the organism in Eukaryota, Metazoa, Chordata, Actinopteri, Clupeiformes, Clupeidae. Gene Ontology annotation, cellular component: cytoplasm; cytoskeleton. Gene Ontology annotation, biological process: cortical actin cytoskeleton organization. The record is from RefSeq and is a predicted model, not a curated record. Gene Ontology annotation, molecular function: actin filament binding.
GGCCUGCUCUGUGGCCAUUUCCAUGAGUCACUUGCUUCAUUUCCAUAGUCCAUAUGGAUCCAUCAGACUUCCCGGUGACGUCAUUCAAGUGGAGGCGCUCUUUAAGCUGUCUCUCGCCGCUCGCGGCAGUUUCAUUUCACUCUGGACAGACACGGUCGGUUGUGUCAACUAGUUGUCACUCUUCUUUUUUUAAUGGAUGUGUAGCCUACCUUGGGAUUGAUUUGGAGCAACCUCUUAAGACUUUCAAACUCUUAGCCUGUUUGGGCACAUAACGCCAUGGCCACGAUAACAUGUCGAGUGCAGUACCUGGAGGAUACGGACCCAUUCGUUUGCACAAACUUUCCUGAGCCACGAAGACCUCCGCCAUACAACUUCUAUGAAAAUAGCCCUCUUAGCGAACAAAUUGCCGGAGUUCACAAGCUGUUGGAGGCACCAUUGAAGUUGGAGGAAUGUGCCCUGCAGGUGGCUCCCAAUGGAAACUACCUGGACCUGGAGUUAUCUCUGACAGAACAGAGGGACGACCUAGAGCAUCUUUUCGAGGACCUGGAGAAAGGAAAAAAGCCCAUCUUGAUUCUGCGCACUCAGCUGUCUGUGAGAGUCCACUCCAUCCUAGAGAAGCUGUACAACUCCCAUGGCCCUGAGCUCCGGCGCUCCCUGUUCUCCUUAAAGCAGCUGUUCCAGGAUGACAAAGACCUGGUGCCAGAGUUUGUGAAUUCAGAUGGGCUCACCUGUUUCAUCAAAGUAGGGGCAGAGGCCGACCAGAACUACCAGAACUACAUUCUCAGAGCCCUGAGCCAAAUCAUGCUGUUUGUGGACGGGAUGAACGGCGUCAUCAACCACAAUGAGACUGUGCAGUGGCUCUACAUCCUCAGUGGCAGCCUGUCUCGGCUGGUGGUGAAAACCUCUCUGAAGCUGCUUAUCGUGUUUGUUGAGUACACAGAAGCCAACUGCCCACUGCUCAUUCAGGCUGUCAACACUGUGGAUGCCAAAAGAGGGGUGAAGCCAUGGAAGUAUCUGAUAGAGAUCCUGGAUGAGAAGAAUGGCUCCGACACGGAACUCCUUGUGUACACCAUGUCUCUCAUAAAUAAGACUCUCGCAGCUCUGCCAGACCAGGAUUCCUUCUAUGACGUUGCAGACUGUCUAGAACAGCAGGGGAUGGAGAACAUCAUGCACAAGCACAUGAAUACCAAGGGGACCGAAGCAGACCUCAAGCAGCAGUUCACUAUAUACGAGAAUGCGCUGAAGUCCGAGGAUGGGGAGCUCGAGGAGUCCUCCCCACACAUCCGCAAGGAGCGCCGCAAGGGGGCAGCCAGCGAGCAGGAGGGCAGGAGGAGCCGGAGGUCCUCGGCCAACUUCCCCGAAGUGCCUCACUCUUCCUCCCCGGCCUCCCCAGUCUCCCCCACCUCCUCCACCAGCCCGUUCUCCUCCUCCUCCCAGAGCCGCACCACCUCCCCCCAGCCCUCCGAGCCCUGCAGCCCCCUGCCCCUUUCCACUCCCACCUCAAGCUGCAGCUCCCAGAGAUCCUCCCCUGUGCCGCUCCCUGUGGCAGCCAACGGUACUGCAUCCCCCCAACAGGAGCAGGAGCAGCGGGCCUUUCCCACUCAGGGGCGAUCUUUCGUCAGUCAGUACAUGUCGUCUAUGGGGAUUUCUAGGAGGUCAAGGUUGUUAAACAAGGCUGGGUCAAUAACAGAGGAGCCCUCAGCAGCCUCUAACAGUGAGUCUCCCACAGACACUGCUCCACAGGAGAACCAUUCCCAGACGACCACAGAGCAGCCGAUCAAGACGGAGAGCAGGAACGUCUUUAAACUGCACCAAGCCGACAGUGUUUGCUCGGAGGGUUGCGACGUAUCUAAGGACCGUCCGGUUCUUAUGAACUAUCAAGACACCUUCCUGCGCAGCCUGGCUGCCACUCACAGGGACCGGGACAGGAAGAGGAGGUCUGCCGUGGCCAAGGAGCGCCGGGCGUCCAGGGACCAGAGCAGCCCUGGCCCCGCUGAGGGCGACGUGUGCUCCCCUACUGAGCCGAGCCCCAGCUCACCCACUGAAGGGACGUCAGGGUCUGGUGGAUCGGAGCCCCUUUCGGCGAACUCCACAGAAGCCCCGUCUACUCCCAGCACCCUGGAGCAGUCAGGAGACGCGCAGUCGACCCAUAAUGAAGCAGGUGGCACUGUUCAGCGACAGGGCAGUGUUGCCGAGCAGCACAACACCCUCUCCAAUGACAGGAAGUUCAUGCUGGACAUGCUCUAUAGCAAAAACAGCAGCGGCGGGGGGACAGCGCUGAAGAGCCCGGGUCUGAGCGAGGGCUCGGCGGAGACGGAAGCCGGCCUGGAGCACCUGGGCAUCACCAGCCUGGCCGGCCGCCUCUCCAGCCUGCAGUCGCGCCAGGCCCAGCCCACCGAGGACCAGUCCCGCAGGGCGGAGCUGGAGGGCCUGGGGGGCAGCGCACAGGCGGCGCGCGCCCGGCUGGCAGAGGAGCAGCAGCACCGGAGGGUGCGCCCCCAGUACAGCAUCGACGCGGAGACCCACGCGCGCAGCCUGGAGAAGACCCAGAUGACGCCGCUGCCCCGCGACAGCCAGGACGCCUGGGACCAGCUCCAGCCAAGCUCCCGGGCCCUGCGCAUCAAGGACCUGGACUUCUCCGACCUCAAGGAAGAGGAGGACAUCGACGUGCUGGACAUGGACGCGUUUGACUCGGGCUUGUCCAAUGGAAUCCCCCCUCCUCCACCUCCUAUGCCGGGUCUGGGUGCUGCUCCACCGCCACCUCCUCCCCCGCCCGGCCCACCUGGGAUGGCCUCUCCUCCACCCCCACCCCCUCCUCCUCCAUGUGGGGGUCCACCUCCCCCACCUCCUCCACCAGGCAUGCCCCCUCCAGCCCCCUUGCACGCGACAGACCCAGUCUUCGCUAAGAAGAGGAAAACGGUGAAGCUGUUCUGGAAGGAGCUGAAGCAGCCGGACAGUCCCAGGAAGUGCCUCUUUGGCUACGGCACGGUGUGGGCAUCUCUAGACAAGGUCACGGUUGAUACCGCCAAGCUGGAGCACCUGUUUGAGUCCAAAGCUAAGGAGUUACCCGUCGCCAAGAAAGGACCUGAGACAAAGAGGUCAGAAAUCCUCGUUCUGGAUCCUAAGAGGAGUAAUGCCAUCAACAUAGGCAUGACUGUCCUUCCUGCCAUCAAUGUCAUCAAAACUGCCAUUCUCAACUUUGACGAGUUUGCCAUCAACAAAGAGGGAAUUGAGAAAAUACUCACAAUGACGCCGACCGAAGAGGAGAAGCAGAAGAUCCAGGAGGCUCAGCUGGCCAAUCCAGACGUGCCCUUGGGGACGGCCGAGCAGUUCCUGCUAACGCUGUCCUCCAUCAGCGGCCUUACAGCGCGCCUUCAGCUCUGGGCCUUCAAGCUCAACUACGAGACUCUGGAGAAGGAGAUUGCAGAGCCGCUGUUUGACCUGAAGCUAGGCAUGGAGCAGCUUGCCAAGAACAAAACAUUCAAACGCAUCCUGGCAACCCUCCUGGCCGUCGGCAACUUCCUCAACAGCACCAGCGCUAAAGGGUUUGAACUGAAUUACCUGGAGAAGGUGACUGAGGUGAAGGACACGGUGCACAGGCAGACCCUCCUGCACCACACCUGCAACUUUGUGGUGGAGAAUUUCCCCGACACGUCAGACGUGUACUCUGAGGUCCCUGCCAUCACACGAUCUGCCAAAGUGGACUUUGAGCAGCUGUCUGACAACCUGGUGCAGUUGGAGAGGAAGUGCAAGAACUCCUGGGACAAUCUGAAGGUGGUGGCCAAACAUGAGACCAAGCCACUGCUCAAGAACAAAAUGACCGAGUUUCUGAAGGACUGCACCGAGAGGAUCAUUAUCCUUAAGGUGGUGCAUCGGCGCAUCAUCAACAGGUUCCACUCCUUCUUGCUCUACCUUGGCCAGCCAUCUUACUCUGUGCGAGACACAAAGGUCACCCUGUUCUGCAAGAUUAUCAGUGAGUUCUCCCUUGAGUACCGCACCACUCGAGAGAGGGUUCUGACCCAGAAACGAAAGCGGGCUGCCCACCGGGAACGAACAAAGACCCGAGGGAAAAUGAUUACUGAGACUGAGAAGUUCUCUGGAGCCGUUUCACCACAGACCCAAGAUAGCCCUUCUCCCGUCUCUACGGUAACAGAUUCUGAACCUGCUGAGGAGGAUCAUGAGAACAUGAAGAACUUGCUCAUAGCCAACGACAACAACCACAAACUCAGAAGAUCACGUGGAAUUAGAGGCUUGGAAAGGGUCAGUCCAUCAGCCAAAGAGGACAGUGCUAGUUCCCAGGACGAUGCCACAGAUGAGAUCAUGGAUCGCUUGGUUAAGUCUGUUACACAGAAUCCGUCUGAAAGAGCAUCCAGUCCCAAAACACGCAAACGUUCCCGACUGAACCGGAAGUCAUUGCGGAGGACACUCAAGAGUGGCCUGAGUCUUGACGUGGUGCAGGCUCUGGGACUCCACAAAGCCAACGAGAAGGUCUGAAGAAAGACUUUUAAAAAUAAAAUGCAGAGAAAAGACAGCUAAAGAGAGAGCAAGAUCUGCGUCCUAAACUGACCGAAGACCCAGGUCUCGUCAGAAUACAAAGGCCUGAUCAGCAUGGCCAUUCAGAGGAGCCCAGUGAAGUAACCCCAGUGGAUUGGAUGUCACCAGUGAUAUGCUGAGUCUGAGGUUGAAACAUAUCAACCCUUUAGGAUAGGCGUCAUGCCUAACAAAUCCACAACAGCAGGGAUAGUCGGACUGCCGUGUUUUAUCCAGUGAAGCAGAAGUAUUAUUUUUUAACAUAUUAAAUAUGUAGAUGUUUGAUGUAGCAUAUUAUACAGCCAUGGUGUAUGUUUUAAGUGGGUAUUUUGUACAGAUUUGAGUAACUUGUUAAUAUAAAUGACGAGCCUGUUGAUAUUGUAUUUCCUAAAUGACCAGACAUUAUAGGGAGCCCCUAUUUUUUUUUUUUAGUUCUGGUCACAGUGUGAAAGGGAUGUUUUUUUGUUUGUUUGUUUGGUUUUUUUUUUUUUAAAGAAAAAUGUAAUGGCGAAGAGGAAAGACAUAGUAAAGAGUACUGUGGAUAAUGUCAUGUAUACUCUUGGGCAAAGGUCAUACAGGUUAUCAAACUAACAGUAUCUCAAGGAGGUUGGGUCAGGAUGCAUAAUGGAGGUCAUGUUUAGUUUAGUGUUUUUUUUUUAUUUGUUGAUUUUCAUUUAUCUCACCACUUGCAGACGCCAUCACUCAAUAUGUGUCUGUACUAUGAGCAAAUGAUCAAACUGGGCGAACACAGGGAAAGUACUGUAGCACACACCUAAAAGGCUGACAUGAAUUGUUUCGACUUAUUUUGUCACGCCAGUCUCUUUUUACACACAUUCUGUUUUGUGGAUCCACUGUUACUAAUUCUAAUCAUGGUCACAGGGGUUUUAGAAAUGUACAUGAAAAUAUUGAAGUGAUGCAAAACUUCACAAUUUAAUAUAUACACUAGCUCAGCUAUUAUGAACGGUUUCGAUAGUUUUUUUUCUUUUGGAAAUAACUGCUUUUUGCACAAAUGGUUGUAGCCUGCUGUAUGGUAAGGUUUUUUGGUGGUAUUGGCAUGAUAUUAUUCAACGACGCGUUGAUUCAAGGUGCAUUCGUAAGUUCUUUGACCCUAAAUAUUUGACUGAUGCAUGUUUACAUUGAAUGUAUAAGUAGAUAUGAAUGAAAUUUUUUGGAGAAGAAAAACUUUUCAUAUUAUUAGGCACAUAUUUUACCCGGAAAAACUUUUGUCUGGCGUGCGAUAUUUGUCGUCAUAUUAACCCAGUCAUGAUCCUUCUGUUGAAACUGUUUGUACACAAUAAAUGGAUAUGUAUUAUUUUGACUUUGUUCCCAGAUGAUAAUGAGUUUUAUCGAAAUUAAAGGAUCCUAACCGAAAAAUA